ACAUAAUUUUUCAAUCCAAAAUAGCAAUUGGAGUUGGAAGAGUUUUAUCCAAAUCCAAAACGUCUCAGCUUCUUGGAAUUUCAGCAGAAGUUGACCCACUGACUUCUCCGGCAGGUAGAGACCAAAACCACCACCCCAAUUUGUCGCCUCCGGCGAUGGCCUUCUCAUUGGGACCCUUAAAGUUUCCUUCUUCCCUUGUCUGCAGAGCAACUCCCACAACUUCUUCCUCCUCCUCACUUGCCCUUGACGCCGCCUACAUCAAACGCGCGGCCGAGUUAGCCGACAAGUCCGCCGGGUUCACGGCGCCGCACCCCAACUAUGGUUGCGUCAUAGCCACCACUUCAGGUAAUGGAGAGAGGGUGGUGGUUGGCGAGGGGUAUUUGUAUGCGCAAGGGACCACUCCGGCGGAGCUGCAGGCGGUUGAGGCCGCCGGGGAAAGCUGCCGUGGUGCCACUGCUUAUAUCAACAUGGAGCCCAAUCACUGCCUAGCCGACCAAGCUGCGGUUUCUGCUCUGGUCCAGGCAGGAAUAGCUAGGGUUGUCAUUGGUAUCAGGCAUCCUUUGCAACAUCUCCGAGGAAAGGCUGUCCGUGCCUUGAGAAGUGAAGGCCUGCUGGUUGAUGUUCUUGGUGAGGAUCUCCAGUGUAAAACUGUAGAGGAAGGUCUCAAGUCCUGUCUCCUAGUAAAUGCUCCUUUACUGUAUAGGGCAUCUUGUCGAGUUCCAUUCUCUGUUCUCAAAUAUGCAAUGACCCUUGAUGGAAAAAUUGCUGCAAGUAGUGGACAUGCAUCAUGGAUAAGUAGCAAAAAGUCAAGAACCCGAGUUUUUGAUAUGCGGGGCAGGAGUGAUGCUGUUAUUGUUGGAGGAAACACUGUACGCCGAGAUAAUCCACGUUUGACAGCAAGACAUGGAGGUGGGCAUUUGCCCCAAAGGAUUGUACUGUCAAAAUCGCUCGAUCUUCCUGAGGUGGCAAACUUGUGGGAUGUUACUGAAGUUUCCACAUUGGUCGCAACACAGAGAGGUGCAAAAAGGAGCUUCCAAAAAUACCUUGCAUCAAAGGGUGUUGAAGUAGUUGAGUUUGAAAUUUUGAACCCUAAAGUUGUCAUGGAAUACUUGUAUGAUCGUGGCUGUCUCUCUGUUUUGUGGGAAUGUGGAGGUACAUUAGCUGCAUCUGCUAUUUCUUCUGGUGUCAUACACAAGGUACAUGCAUUCGUUGCCCCUAAAAUUAUUGGUGGAAAAAAUGCUCCAUCUCCUGUUGGAGAACUUGGGAUGGUGGAGAUGUCACAAGCAUUGGAACUAAUUGAUGUACACUAUGAGCAGGUUGGUCCUGACAUGCUUGUAAGUGGAUUCCUUCAGCCGGUUCCCGACUUGACACCUGUGAUUCCAUCAGUAGAUGAAACUUCUGCAAUUGAUCCUACCGUCUCUCCAUUUGAAGCAAGCAUCAUAUUCUUUUAUAAAACAUGGGAUCCUUAUGGUGCAUUCUCAAACUUCUCUUUGCAUCCAAUUCAAUUGCCUGAUGAAAAUGGCAACUAUUAUAGCUGGCCCAGUGUGGAGCACUAUUACCAGGCUCAUAAGUUUGUGGGGUUAGGUGAUCCUGUUGCCAAAAACUGUUUGGAAGAGAUAAAAAACUCCAAAAGUCCAGAGGAAGCAGCACGUAUAGGAAGGAGAAUGCAGAGACAGCACCCAGAUUUGGUGAGACCCGACUGGGAAUCUGUCAAGAUAGAUGUCAUGUACAGAGCAUUAAAAUGUAAAUUCUCUACGUAUCCGAAUUUAACUUCUAUGCUACUCUCGACUGCUGGAUCCGUCCUGGUUGAAGCUUCACCGCAUGAUCUGUUCUGGGGUGGGGGUCGAGAAGGAGAAGGGCUAAACUAUCUUGGGAGGCUGCUGAUGCAGUUGAGAUCCGAGUUUCUGUCAGAUUCUGCACAGAAUGCAGAUGAUAGAAGUCUUCGACCGGACGAAAUCAAGGUACAGAAAUUGCCAUGAAAAUUGUGAUCCACAGAUUGAAUAAGUUAAGCUGACAUCAGAAUUUCUUGAUAAGAUGAGAGUUGUACAUUGAAACAAGAAUUGUAGAGGUGAGGGCUUAAGUUUAACAUAAUUUCUAACAUUUAUUAUUAUGAUUGCAUGAAAUGAAAGAGCAAUAAAUGGAUUUCAUUUUCAUCA
Molecule: messenger RNA, 2156 nt
Organism: Sesamum indicum (sesame)
Lineage: Eukaryota; Viridiplantae; Streptophyta; Magnoliopsida; Lamiales; Pedaliaceae
Product: cytidine/deoxycytidylate deaminase family protein
Biological process (GO): riboflavin biosynthetic process
Molecular function (GO): NADP binding; 5-amino-6-(5-phosphoribosylamino)uracil reductase activity; diaminohydroxyphosphoribosylaminopyrimidine deaminase activity
Source: RefSeq, a predicted model, not a curated record